CCCCCGGCCGGGGCGCGGCUAUAAGGAGCGGCGGGGCCGGGGGAGGCGCUCGGCGGCAGCGGCGGCGCGGAGCGGAGCGGCGGGCGCGGCAGCGGCUGCAGGUCUGGGGACGUUGCCGACAACAUGCGCCUGCUGCGGGCCCUGCUUUGCCUCUGGCUGCUGGCCGAGGCGGCCCUGGCUUCCCGGGUGCGCACCCGCCGGGAGCUGGGCCCCGGCUUGUACGAGCACGGGGUCUACGAUGCUGGUGGGUCCUACUGCCAGCGAGGGGAUGUCUGCUGCCACGGCCGCAACGACGGCUGCACCGUGCCCUACCACGACACCCUCUGCUACUGCGACCUCUUCUGCAACCGCACCAUCUCCGACUGCUGCCCUGACUUCUGGGAGUACUGCCUGGGCAUCCCGCCCCCCUUCCCCAAGGCUCCAGGCUGUGCCCGCGCCGGCCUUAACUUCCCCACUGGAGCCACGUACCGGGAGAACUGCAACCUGUGCACCUGUGGCCCCGGCGGGCAGUGGCAGUGCGAGGACCAUGCCUGCCUGAUGGAUGGGGAGCUGAUCGACGCUGUCAACAGGGGCAAUUUUGGCUGGAGAGCCGCCAACUACAGCCAGUUUUGGGGCAUGACGCUGGAGGACGGGAUCCGGCACCGCCUGGGCACCUUCUGGCCCUCUCCCACCGUCAUGAACAUGAACGAGAUGCACAUGAACAUGGACUCCAACGAGGUGCUGCCCCGACACUUCGACGCAGCCGCAAAGUGGCCCGGGAUGAUCCACGAGCCCCUGGACCAGGGCAACUGCGCCGGGUCCUGGGCCUUCUCCACGGCAGCUGUCGCCUCGGACCGCAUCUCCAUCCACUCCAUGGGACACAUGACGCCUGCCCUGUCACCCCAAAACCUCCUGUCCUGCGAUACCCGCAACCAGCGGGGCUGCAGCGGGGGCCGGCUGGACGGCGCCUGGUGGUACCUCCGCAGGCGAGGGGUGGUGACGGACGAGUGCUACCCCUUCACCAGCCAGGAGAGCCAGCCGGCGGCACAGCCCUGCAUGAUGCACAGCCGCUCCAUGGGCAGGGGCAAGCGGCAGGCGACGGCACGCUGCCCCAACCCCCAGACCCACGCCAACGAGAUCUACCAGUCCACCCCUGCCUACCGCCUCUCCUCCAGCGAGAAGGAGAUCAUGAAGGAGCUGCUGGAGAAUGGCCCUGUGCAAGCCAUCCUGGAGGUGCACGAGGAUUUCUUCAUGUACAAGAGUGGGAUCUAUCAGCACACACCAGUGGCCGAGGGGAAGGGGCCGAAGCACCAGCGACACGGGACCCACUCAGUCAAGAUCACUGGGUGGGGAGAAGAGCAGCUGCCUGAUGGCCGGAUUCAAAAAUACUGGACGGCGGCCAACUCCUGGGGCACAGCAUGGGGCGAGGGCGGCCACUUCCGAAUCGCCCGCGGCGUCAACGAGUGCGAGGUGGAGAGCUUCGUGGUGGGCGUCUGGGGCCGCGUCAGCAUGGAGGACAUGACCCACAAGUGAGCGCCCCGCUGCCCACGGGGCCCCCCCCACCCAGGGGCCCCACCGCCCCGCAGAUGUCCUUGUCCCCACGAUGGCCCUGCCCAGCACCGCAGCCCCUCCGUCCCCUCCUGGGGGCACCUGUGGGGUGGCACCCCCACGCAGCCCCGUGCCACCGGGCAGGGAAAUGGGACAGUCCCCUGCGUUCCCAUCCCCGGGGGACACGGGCCCCCCCUGUGCUGACGCGGCGGCUGGGUGCAGUGGUGCAUGCACAGGGCUUGUGGCUGGGGGUGCCCCGGGGCCCCAUCCCCCAUCCCGUGGGAUUUACCCGUUAAUCCCCCCGCCCGGGGCUCGGCUGGGCUUUGGUGGCACCCGGGGACUCUUCAAAGGCGGCCACCCCCCCGCUCCAGCCAGCGCUGGCGGCUUCACCCCCCCCCGCGUGCUGGUUGGGCACGGGGUGGGGGAGCGCUGCAGUGGGACCCCAGGGCUCCUGCACCCCCAUAUCUUCCCCACCCCCCUGCCCCACUUCCCGGGAGCUGGAGUUGGGGAGGAGGGGGUUAUCUUUAACCCAGCAGUGCCUGGGAGGUUUGUCUAUGCCCCUGGAGCUGGAGGAGCCCCAAGGCUGAGUGUUGGCAGCUGGGGAUGAGGAUGGGGUCCCCGCCAUCCCCACUGCCUGUCCCUAUGGUGCUAUGGCUCCUGCCACCCCCCCCAGGGGACUGCGGGGACAGGGAAGGGCUCAGCACCCUGGUGUCCCUGUCCUGGUGGGACCACAAUCAGGGACCACACAUCAGCACACCCCAGGUCUCCCUUCACCUUCGUCCCCAAGGCUGUACUUUUAAGGAUUUUUGUAUUUAUUAUGCUUUUUAUUAUUUGUAAAUAAAAUUAUUGAAGCCUCA
Phalacrocorax carbo (great cormorant) is the source of this 2384-nucleotide messenger RNA. NCBI's taxonomy places the organism in Eukaryota, Metazoa, Chordata, Aves, Suliformes, Phalacrocoracidae. The record is from RefSeq and is a predicted model, not a curated record.